This is a messenger RNA of Cordyceps fumosorosea ARSEF 2679, 2145 nucleotides long. RefSeq lists its product as hypothetical. The record is from RefSeq and is a predicted model, not a curated record. The transcript is spliced from 3 exons. Gene Ontology annotation, molecular function: rRNA binding; U3 snoRNA binding. Bases 1 to 2145 code for a protein of 714 amino acids. NCBI's taxonomy places the organism in Eukaryota, Fungi, Ascomycota, Sordariomycetes, Hypocreales, Cordycipitaceae. Gene Ontology annotation, cellular component: nucleolus; small-subunit processome. Gene Ontology annotation, biological process: maturation of SSU-rRNA from tricistronic rRNA transcript (SSU-rRNA, 5.8S rRNA, LSU-rRNA).
AUGGCCCGCGGAAGAGGAAAUUUCAGAGGUCGAGGCGGCGGUAGAGGCGGCGGUAGAGGCGGCGGUAGAGGCGGCGGCCGAGGUCGAGGCCGAGGUGGUCGAAAGUCCUACGGCCAGUUUGGUCCUACUCGUCGUUUUGACAGUGCCCGUCUCGAUGAACGGGAAUCUGAUUCGUCUGAAGGCUCAGAAGAUGGGAAGGAAGAAGAAGUGGAGGACGACCUGAUGAGUGUUGAGUCUGAUGACGACGAGGAGGAGACUGAGCAACCCAGUCGGCCAUAUAUGGCGCUACUACAAAGCUUUCAAGAGCCCAGUGCACCCAAAGCUAAGCGUCGCAAACUGGAUCACAGAACACAAGGCGAAGAGGCACACAACUCAGAUGAGGACGGCGACGAAGAAGACGAGGGAAGAGAGGCUGAAGAUGCCGAUCUAGUCGAAGAUGAGGAAGAGGAAGAGGAAGAGGUUCUGCAGCAAGGAGUGGAUGACGAUGACUCGGAGGACGAAGGUGAAUCAUUGGACCCCUUUGAUUUGCAUUUUGCCCAUCCCGACGAAGCAAGCUCAGCCAAGGCCGUGAAUGCAGUGAAGAACGAAGAGUGGACGACCAGUCGACAGAUGAUGGGCCCUCUCAGGGCUACUUUGCAAUCUGUUGGCACUGAUAGCACAUUUGAAGUUCGUGACAUGAAGAAUGUCAAAUUGAAGCAAAAGCUGCAGGAGACUGCCGGCAAGACCCUCGCUGGAAUGGAUGAGACACAAAAGCAUAUUGCUUCUCUCCUGUUCAGCUAUCAAGAUGUAUUCUACUGUGAUCGCAAUGUUGGAAAUGCCGACACUCUGCGCCGAACACGGGAUCGGGUUAUUAAAAACAACUACAAACUUGCCAAGGAUCCGGAAACAGAGCAAGAGUUUAGGGACCAAGGGUUCACGCGCCCCAAAGUCCUAUUUCUUCUGCCGACGCGCAACUCCUGCGCCAGAAUGGUGCGCACGAUCCGAGAACUUUGCCAGCCGGACCAGGAGGAGAACCGCAAGCGCUUCGAUGAGUCGUACAUCACCAAGGAUAACAACUUUGGCGCCGACAGACCCGCCGAUUUCCGCGAUCUCUUCGAGGGCAAUGAUGACGACAUGUUCCGCCUUGGCGUCAAGUUCACCCGCAAAACCAUCAAGUACUUUGCCCAAUUUUAUAGCUCAGACAUCCUCUUCGCUAGCCCCCUGGGGCUGCGCAUGGCCAUGGGCUCUGAGGAAGACAAGAAAAAGCCCGACUCGGACUUUCUCAGCUCCAUCGAGGUCGUCGUCGUGGACCAGGCCGACGCACUGCUAAUGCAGAACUGGGAGCACGUCGAGUACAUCUUUGAGCGGCUCAACCUGCAGCCCAAGGAUGCGCACGGGUGCGACAUUGGGCGGCUGCGGCCGUGGUACCUCGAGGACGGCUGGGCGCGCUGCUUCCGCCAGACCGUCCUGCUCGGCGGCUUCCUGACGCCCGAGCUCGCGGAGCUGCAGCGCGGCGGCUGCGCCAACUGGGCGGGCAAGGCGCGCCUUCAGCCGUCGUACGCGGGCGUGCUUCCGCAGCUCGGCGUCAAGGCCCGGCAGACGUUCUCGCGCUUCCAGUCGCACGCGCUCUCCGCGGACCCGGACGCACGCUUCGACUACUUCGUCUCGGCCGUCGUGCCCGGCAUCGUCAAGCGCGCCAAGGAGUCGGCCUCGGCUGGCGGCACGCUGCUCUUCGUGCCAUCGUACCUCGACUUCGUGCGCGUGCGCAACUACUUCGCCACUUCCGUGACCGUCUCGGCCGUCUCGUUCGGCGCCAUCUCCGAGUACACGGACGUGCCCGAGGCGUCGCGCGCGCGCUCGCACUUCGUCACCGGCCGCCACAAGGUCCUGCUGUACUCGGAGCGGGCGCACCACUUCCGCCGUCUGCAGAUCAAGGGCGUCCAGCGCGUCGUCUUCUACGGCCUGCCGGACAACCCCGUCUUCUACAAGGAGAUUGCGGGCGAGUACCUGAGCAAGAGCGAGCAGGACUUGACCAUUGAGCCGGGCAGGGGGACCGUGCGGGUGCUCUUCUCCAGGUUUGAUGCCAUGAAGCUGGAACGAGUGGCGGGGUCCCAAAGGUUAGGCAAGAUGCUGAACGAUCGUGGCGAUACUUUUGAUUUCAUCUAG